CUACAGUACAGCAGACGGUCGGUUUAUACAGUUUAGCAACUAAAGGCGGACUGGACAAAGUUGAAGAUCGCGAACUCGCCAGAGGAAAGCCUUCGCAAAGAAGCAUCCAAAGGUCCGAUCCUCCCCCAAUACAACCAUUCAUUCAGCUGCACAGGCUCUUCCUCACGAGUCGCCACAUUCUUUGAACCCGCUGCAGCCUCCGACUGUUUCUGCCUCUGCCUCGACUGCUGUUUCCACACAAUGCGUCCUCUAAUCCUACACAACGUCCCCGAUGAGGAGCUGUAUACCGGCGAUGAUGGCAUUACAAGGCCCUAUGCCAUGAUAUUUCCAGAAGGCGACCGCCUACGAGAUGCGCCGCGACGGAGAGCAGUAGCAGAGACGGGUUCUUUCGGAAAAUCAACCCGCAGGUCGAGGUCGAGGACCGGCAGUCUGCCCCCCAAGCGCGAGGACGCGACCAUGCAAGCUGCCGAUAGGAUCUUUUCCGACUUUCUCUCCAAGCAAGAACAGACCUCCAACCCCGCCACCCAGCGCAAGCCCAGCUAUGCCACCAUCCCCGACGACAACGCAUCAGCUCAGCUGCCGCGAAUCGUACAGGAGCCCACCGAGGUGAUACUGCGCGGCUACAAAUCGUCCAUCCAGCAGUAUGCAGCCAUCAACCACUAUGAGCAGCUGGCUGGCAGGAUAUGCGAAGACUACCCUCGCGAGCCUCCCAUCGAGCAGCGGAGAUACAAGUCAGAGCUGCGAGACCCAGCCUUUACCAGACGGAAGCCCCUGACCCCACACGAGAAGGCAAAAGUGAACCAGGUCGACGGCGGAGAACACUGGAUCAAGGUCACAUUCGAGUCUGCCGACGCGGCAAACGCUGCCACUUAUGCCUCGCCUCAGAAGAUCCUGGGCUAUCUAGUCUAUGCAGAGCACUAUCGGGGUCUGCCGCCCAUGGAGGAUGCUGCCGUCGUUGACAUGGCUGGCGACGUCGGCAUGCUACAGGACGAGAACCCACUUUCUCGAGGGCCAUCACUCCGGAGCAGAUUACAGAAGGGAAAGCAGUCUACCCUGCCCAAGAACUGGCAGUCCACCCCCGCAGUCGCUGCACCUGGUCGAACAAGCGGGCUGGAGCUUGGUAUCCACGGCUCGUCACCCGAUUCGCGAACAUCGACUCAAACCAUUGACUCUACCACCUUGUCUACUGCUACUGGCACAGCCUCGUCAGCCACCGUCACCGGCACAACUAUCAACGGGACCGCGUCAUUCAAUGACCCCCCGCGGCCCGAAAACACAGGGGCUGAGGCACAAAAUGGCGACUACUGUAGAAGGAUACCGACGGCGCGUCGUGCUAAGCUCCUGACAGCCGAGCAGGCACUUCUGCCACAGCAGGGUCUCAUUCAGCGCAUUGGCAGUCGUGUGCCCCUCAUUGGAUGGUUCAGCGGCAGCAUGAUUGGAGACGAAGUUCCUCGACUAGAGAAUGGCGAGUUCGACUUGAACAGAGCCAGCCUGUAUUGGCGUCUCAUGUACUUCCUGGAUUACUGGUUCGGGCUUUUCGGACAUGAGAUCGACCACCUGGAAAAGGAUGAUUGAGAAAACAAAGUCGGGCGAGAUCAAAGUCGUGUAAUGCAUAAUGAAAAAAAACAAAUUGGUCUUGUACAUUCGUGGGACGGCCAACACAUAAACCAUUUUCAGGAAUUGAGGAGUUGAGGAGUUGAGGAGUUUAAAACCGGGGCGCAUGAAGCGGACAUGUUAGACAGUGGCUCCCAAUGAUACUAACCUAAGACUUGAAGUAAGUAGAAUGAAUCUUCAUACUUGGUCUUCUCGUGUACGGAUAUGUAUGUUCGUCCGUUCGUCAGAACCCCACUAGCAGAAGAACUUCAGCCGAACAAGUAGGUAUACUCGACUGAAAUAACGAUUGUCUUAGUACAUAUUGUGUGCAGGGGUCCACCUAUUGCAUACCCUCACUUGAUUACAAGGUCACGGCAUGCUCCAAGGUCAUCCAAAUCUCAUGCAUGUCUGGUCGGCUCUCCUCCCAACGCCCAUCCCAUGGCCUGGAUUAGCGCAUCUGACAAUUCAUGAUACG
Molecule: messenger RNA, 2068 nt
Organism: Truncatella angustata
Lineage: Eukaryota; Fungi; Ascomycota; Sordariomycetes; Amphisphaeriales; Sporocadaceae
Exons: 3
Coding region: 241-1575 (444 amino acids)
Source: RefSeq, a predicted model, not a curated record